Messenger RNA from Caenorhabditis sp. 36 PRJEB53466, 3718 nucleotides. The record is from the annotation of a GenBank genome assembly. Lineage: Eukaryota; Metazoa; Nematoda; Chromadorea; Rhabditida; Rhabditidae.
AUGUCAUUCAAUCUCGCAUUUUUUAACGGGGAUGUUCGGAGGGACAGAAAACAAGAAGCGAUGCUUAGAAGCAUGGUUUAUACCGACUGCGAGUUUUGAUGAAAACGGAAAUUUUCAGAACGAAAGAGAUAACUUUCUCAACAGACUCCAGGAAAUGGAACGGAAAAGGGAGAAGGACGAAAAAGAGGACAAGUCGGCGAAAAAGAUUCAGAAGCUGUGGAGAGGAUAUCUGAAUCGUCAAGCGUGUCGGCGUGAGAUCAGAUCACAAUUCGACACGUUGACCGAGAAUCAGAGAGAGCGAACUGGAGAAGAAGUGAGGCAGAUGGCCCAGUUGCUCAUCAAUUUCUACAAGAGCCACAAAGACGAGGAGAGGCUCGUUAUGACUUUGGUGGAAUUGGUCAAGGCCAGAACGGUGAAUCGGUCAUUCGAACAGAGUAUUUCCAAUACGGCACGGCUUCUUCUCGCACGAAACUGCGUGAAAUUCUUGAAUCAGGCGACGGAGAAUACCAUCUUCUUCCAUAUUUUUAGGUGAUCUUUAAAAAUAUUUAUGCAGUAGGUGAAACGCUUUCUUUUCAGAUUCUUGGAAGACUAUGUCAUCUGUCAGCAAGCAUUGUUUGAGGCAGCUUCCAAAUUAGGUCUUUUCGAAGCGGAACUUCAUCUAUUUGAAGCGCUUGUUGGGAAGAGAGAGGGAACUAUUCAGAAGGCUGCGAUCAACCCGAGACAUCUUCAGUUGCUCUCUAGAAUUUUUGACUCUUUCGUGGUAAAACAAAACCUCCAUCGUCUUCAGAAUGAAAGAGACUUACAGAAUCCAUCCAAGAAGGCAGAAGCCUCCCUCAAAGUGGCAGACCGUCUUCUGAAGGCUCUGUGCGUCACUCUUCCCGAUGACAUUUUCACCAAUUAUAUCAUUCACUUCAUAAGAGAUCACAUCAAGCCAAACAAGUGAGCGUCUGCCUAAUUUCAUGUUUACAUUUAACUGUUCAGUCCGAACUACGGAGUGUUCUUGGAAGCAAAUAGACUGGCCGACACAACCAAGUGGAAUGUGGGUCCGGAGCUUCUGGAGAGCUGCUCCGUCCGUUUGCGCUCCAUUUUCCUCUCUCAAAUUGAACACGUGGAUCGUUCCUCCGAACAGACCCUCGAUCAGUUCUUCGUAUCUCUGGCCUUCUUUCUCGAAAAGAACAGAUCGAAAAAGUAUCCGAUCAAGGAAGAUUUCACGCAAAAUGGGAAAUUGCGAAAUGCUGCCAAUAAUUACCUGGAGGAUUACUGUCAAAGUAUUCUCACUUCGGACACGUUCCGGAGAUCUGCCUGUACAUAUGGUGAGGGCAAUCGAAAAAUGUCUCUGGAUCGGUUAGCCUUUCAGCAAACCUGCCGUCCAUCGAUGUUAACGUGAUCGUUCUGUUGCGCCAACACUUCUCCCAACUUCUUGACACUCUCGCCGCUUCGAACGUUUUUGUAGAAGCGUGAGUGAACAUCUCACAAAGUGCAAAAAGAGCUUUUCGUAUUCAGACUGUAUAUGUUUAUCGCGACUCAUUCGAAGAACGGAGAUUUCGAUGCGAACGACGGCAGUGCUCCGUCCUCCUCUGCACUUAUUCUCUUCUGUAAUUGCCUCAACAAAAGAGUCUCUUCUGUCGCCGAUUCGGACUUUGUUCCUUCGCACAUCUUUUCCGACUUUGAUAGAGUCGUCGAGUUCCUCAGAGACGUCUCCAUCAAACUGAUCAACCUGAUGUUCCCGGGCAUCGUAAACAGGGGAGACGCAAUCAACGCGGAAUUGGUAUCUCACUGACAGAGCAUAAUACAACUAUUAUGAAUAGUUUCAGAGUUGGAGCGAAGUCACUCAAUCUGUAUUCUCAAUUCUUGUAUCUAUCUAUCAAAAGGACACUAGAAUCAAGUACUUCCCCGAAGGAUUCUGGACGAAUCACGGAAGAGAGGUAACCUUCCUUUAUUUUCACGUCUUUAUUUUUCAUUUGUAAUCUUUUAGGUGCUCUCCAUUCCGGACGGUGACCGAAUCGCACGAAGACGUCUACGAAACGGAAGGCUGCAAUUAGGGUGCGUGUUUCAGCUGAUCUCAAUAAAAAAUCGCAUUUUUCAGAGGGACUGUUGACAAUGAGUUCGUGACGCGUCUGGCUCGAAUUUACGAAUCGGACAGCGACGAUUCGGAUGAUUCAGAUAGCGAAGGCCGCUCGAUCGAUCUUCCGGUUGGUCUGAGACGUGCGAUCUGUGUGAUGAAGAACAUUCCGUUCAUCGUCCCAUUCAUGGACCGCGUCUCGCUUUUCAAUCGUCUUCUGAUCCAGGAACGCGAAAAAUAUUACGGUGGAAGGCCUUCGGACUUCGGUUCUCAUUCAUUGACUGUUCGGAGGGACAAUGUAUACAUGGAUGCAUUUGAACAGUUUGCACCCCGGGUGACAAAUGAUAGAGGUGCUUGUAUUCCUUCUCUUUGAAGUUUGAAUUGUAUUCUUUCAGUUCGAGAACUGAAAGCCCAGAUUAGGGUGAAAAUGGUGAAUUGGACCGGAAAUAAUGAAUCCGGAAUCGACGGCGGAGGCAUCUUCCGAGAGUUCAUGAGCGAAAUAAUGAAGACAUCGUUCAAUGUCGAUCAGGGAUUCUUCACGCAGACAGAGAGCAGGCUCAUCUAUCCGAAUCCGACUGCUCCAUUCCUUCUCGGAGCCGACGCAAUGCAGCAUUACCAAUUCAUUGGGCGAAUGCUCGGAAAGCUGAUUUACGAACGACAGCUCCAGGAAGUUCGGUUCGCUGAAUUCUUCAUUGCUCAGCUUUUCGAAUCGGAUAAAAACAAAGAUAUCGACUUGCAGCACAUGAAGAGUUUCGAUCCUCUCAUCUUCAAGUUUGUUCACUUCAAUCCUUUAUUUCCUCAUUCAUUUUCUUACAGACACUUGAAAGAUUUGCUGAAGCUAAAUGAACACGAACUGGAAGAGCUUCAACUCGAUUUCAGUGUGGUCACAAGUGAUAUGGGUCUCGUCAGAGUAUGUUUUUCACAGUUAUCUAUUUUGAAAACGGUUAUCUUACAGAAUGUCAAUCUGAAACCAAAUGGAUCUAAAUUCCGGGUCAAUGUAGAUAAUGUACAUGAAUAUGUUCGAUUGUAUGUCAACCAUCACAUCAAGUUGAGAGUAAGUGCAACAUCCGGGAUGAGCGGUGCGCAAGCCCUUUUUCAGAUCGCUCCGAUGGUUGAUGCUCUGCGAAGAGGCAUCAGCGAAGUGAUCAACGUGGAGUGGAUGCGAAUGUUCGCACCGCACGAGCUCCAGAUUCUGAUUGCCGGCACCGAGGGCGUCUUUUCCAUCAAGGAAAUGCGUAAAUACUGCGAAUUGCGGUUCCAGCAGAGCAGUCAGGCGGACGACGACUUCGCUGAAAUGUUCUGGGAUGUCAUAGACAAACUUUCUCCCGAAGACAAAAGAGCUCUCCUCAAGUUCGUCCUCGUCUGCUCUUUCACUCAUUACAAACGUGUAUUUCAGAUUUGUAACCGGAUGCUCUCGUCCUCCAAUCGACGGAUUCAGGAGCAUUUAUCCACGAAUGGGAAUCCUCGUGGUACUCAUUCGGCUCAUUUCAUUCCCAUAAAUGCGUUUUAAUUCAGGUCACGUCAACCGAUGACACUCUGCCGACAAGUGCCACGUGCAUGAACAUGCUUACCAUUCCCAAAUAUUCUAAUCGCUCCAAACUCGAAGAGAAGCUUCGUUAUGCCAUUAAUUCGGGAGCCGGUUUUGAACUCUCUUAA